This is a messenger RNA of Halteromyces radiatus, 1324 nucleotides long. RefSeq names its product RNA cap guanine-N2 methyltransferase-domain-containing protein. NCBI's taxonomy places the organism in Eukaryota, Fungi, Mucoromycota, Mucoromycetes, Mucorales, Cunninghamellaceae. The record is from RefSeq and is a predicted model, not a curated record. Gene Ontology annotation, cellular component: nucleus. The transcript has 6 exons. Gene Ontology annotation, biological process: 7-methylguanosine RNA capping; 7-methylguanosine cap hypermethylation. Gene Ontology annotation, molecular function: RNA cap trimethylguanosine synthase activity. The coding region runs from base 43 to 1248 and encodes 401 amino acids.
UUUUUUUUUCAUUUCCCCUUCUCUUCCUUCUUUGAAUCAUUUAUGCUUACACGGUUAUUCAAAUCCAUUCAAUCCAUUAUAUAUAAUCAACAGACUACUGACGACAACAAUCAACCAUCUAUGACAGUAUCACCUCCAUCUCCUACAAUUGGACAAACUCUUUCUGACGAGAAUGAAAAUAAUGAUCCCAUACCACCAAUAUCCAUCCUUAUGAUCGAAGAAACAGGUUCACCAAUACCAUCAGAUACAUCGAUAUCAGCCUUAUUAAGUACAACAGAACUUGAAGAACAGGAUAACCUUGUGGAUCAACAUGAUACUUGUUUAGAUAUCAAUAGUACACCACCAGUGACAAGUUCCACUACUCUUGCUUUGGAAGUCGUACCUACCCCCUCUACAUCUACAACAUCCAGUCUAGGAAGUGAUAGUUCACUGAAGAAAAGACGUAUAUUAUCCACCUAUGAUGCUUAUGCCGGUUAUGAUCAGGUUCAACCAACAAAAUCUCGAAAUAAACGAUCAAAACGUGUCAAAAAAGCCGAUCCUGAAUGCAUUGUCUUUGAUAAUGUUGUUGUAUCUUAUACCCAAAAAACAAUGCCCAAGGAUAUGGAAAAGUACUACUACCAACGAUAUUCUUAUUUCUCUAAAUACGAUGAUGGUAUUCUGAUGGAUCGAGAGGGAUGGUUUUCGGUUACUCCAGAAUCGAUUGCUCGACAUAUAGCUCAAAGGUGUCAAUCUGAUGUCAUUAUCGAUGCGUUUUGUGGUUGUGGCGGAAACACAAUUCAAUUCGCAUUGACCUGUGAACGUGUUAUUGCUAUAGAUAUUGAUCCUGUCAAAUUAAAGUGUGCUCAACAUAAUGCCAAGAUUUAUGGAGUAGAAGAUAGAAUUGAAUUCAUCUUGGGAAGUUUUUAUGAUUUGGCUCCUUUUCUCAAGGCUGAUGUUGUAUUUUUAUCUCCUCCUUGGGGUGGACCUUCAUAUCUACAAGAAAAAGUGUAUAAUCUCAAGACUAUGAUGCCUGGAAAUGGAAUGUCGAUCUUCAAACUUGCGGCAAAAAUCACACCCAAUGUCGCCUUUUUUGUACCUAGAAAUACCAAUCCCAAUCAAUUAGCUUUAUUAGCGGGUCAUGGACGGUUUUGUGAAAUAGAACGUAAUUAUCUACGUGGAAAUCUUAAGGCACUUACAGCGUACUAUGGUGAUGACCUACCAAAUUGGACUGCGUUGGAUGAUAUCAUGGCAAAUCGUCAACAACAAUAAAGAACAGGAGUGAUGCUGGACAUACCAACCUAGUUUGAUCGACUUUUUAUCCUAUUAUAGUAUUGUGUAUAUUAGC